UUUGGUUGGUAGGUUGGACAGUGGGCGCUCCAUCCUUGUUGAAUGUUAGCAUUGUCCGUAACAAUUUGUGUGUCUUAUGUUAGAGGAGGAGUAUGUCGAUUUAAACGGAAUAAUCGAACUUUCAGUGAUAUAAGACAAAACCUCUUCAGAUCUCCCGGGACCAAUCGUUCGUUUAUCCGGCUCUGUCAGGUUCUGUGACCUACUUGCUUCCUUCUGCGUAUCACCUCUGUUGGCUUGGUCUAAAGGAAUACUUAACAGACCAAGCACUGGACAGCCGCUUAGUAUUCGACUGUGAGAGUGUGUGUGCCAGUACUCCUGAAGUAUGUCGGUGGCUGCUCUCGUCCGAUUGGCCGGGCCUGGGAUCUCCUCCCACCUCUGUCAGCGGGCUGCCCGGCGCGUCGCACACGCCUUGCGCGAGGACCAGAUUCGGACUCUCCACUGCCCGACUUCUGGCCGGCCCAGUAACUCCCGGUUCGACCCGGACAGCAGCGGCCGUCCCACCACCUGGGAUUCGUUUGGCAUCUGGGACAAUCGCAUCGACGAGCCCAUCCUUCUCCCCCCCAGCAUCCGCUACGGCAAACCCAUCCCGAAAGUGAGCCUCUCUAAGGUGGGCUUCGCCUCCCACAUCGGCCGCCGCAAGGAAAACGAGGAUCGGUACCAGCUCUCGGAGAUGACGGACAACAUCCUCUACUUCGCCGUGUUCGACGGGCACGGCGGGACAGAGGCGGCCGAUUUCUGCCACAAAUACAUGGAGAAGCACAUCAAAGAUGCUGUGGCGAAGGAAGACAACCUCGAGCUGGUUUUAACGCGGGCGUUUCUCGAAGUGGACAAAGCGUUAGCACGACACCUUCACUUCUGCGCAGAUGGCUCGCUACUCAGUGCUGGUACCACUGCCACGGUGGCACUGCUGAGAGAUGGCAUCGAGCUGGUGGUGGGCAGCGUCGGAGACAGCCGCGCCAUGCUGUGCCGCAGGGGCAAAGCCCUCAAACUCACCGUGGACCACACGCCCGAGAGGAAAGACGAAAAAGAGAGGAUCCGUAAGAGCGGUGGGUACGUGACCUGGAACAGCCUGGGUCAGCCGCACGUCAACGGGAGGCUGGCCAUGACCCGCAGCAUCGGAGACUUCGACCUUAAGAACGCCGGAGUCAUUGCAGAACCUGAGACCAAGAGGAUAUCACUCCAUCAUGUUCACGACUCGUUCCUCGCCCUGACCACCGAUGGCAUCAAUUUCAUCAUGAACAGCCAGGAGAUCUGUGACGUCAUUAACCAGUGUAACGACCCCAAAGAAGCAGCACAGCGCAUCUCUGAGCAGGCUCUUCAGUACGGCUCAGAGGACAACAGCACCAUCAUUGUCGUGCCGUUCGGCGCCUGGGGCAAGCAGAAAAGCUCCGACGUGAGUUUCUCCUUCAGUCGCAGCUUCGUCUCCAGCGGCCGCUGGGCCUGAGAGGAAUGACGCGGCAAGACAACGAGCGUGAGAGAACGGAAGAAUGAAAAUCCAACCUGAGCGAGUGUGUUCGUGUGUGUGUGUUCAUGUGUAUGCGUGAGUGUGUGUGC
Chanos chanos (milkfish) is the source of this 1554-nucleotide messenger RNA. It is a transcript of the gene ppm1kb, whose product is annotated as protein phosphatase, Mg2+/Mn2+ dependent 1Kb. The record is from RefSeq and is a predicted model, not a curated record. The transcript has 7 exons. Gene Ontology annotation, molecular function: protein serine/threonine phosphatase activity; cation binding. Bases 323 to 1444 code for a protein of 373 amino acids. Gene Ontology annotation, biological process: protein dephosphorylation. Lineage: Eukaryota; Metazoa; Chordata; Actinopteri; Gonorynchiformes; Chanidae.